UGAUCUAUAGAUAAGUAGAAAACUGGCCGAUCCGAUGCUCAUCUGCUCAUUACCGAGUGUAUAUUUUCGCUUAGGUAUCAAAGUUCUUUUGAAUUUUGAUCUUCAAUUUUUCGCCGUUCGAGCCGUCAUGUCUUGUGUAAACAUAUUUGAAAAUUAGUUCGUUGGCAAAAAUGAUUUUUCGACAAAAAACACGUCAGCGAAAGGUCGAAUGACGGUAUUAUACAGAAGAACGACCAGAGACUGACUGGGUCAGUCGGUACGUACAAAACCGGUACUAUGAUCGUUGCAUUCUUUUGACGAUUGGGCCGAUACACCUUGACAGUCUGAAUGCUAGUAGCCAACAAGAUGUGGGCUUUCCUAAUCUUGUUGUUGUGCAUGAACACGUCCCUUUGCCGGUGCCUCGACAAAGAGGAUGUGAUAUUCGCAGUAAACGCUGGUGGCGACGCGCACGUAGAUAGUUACGGUAUACUGUACCAAAGAGAUUUCAAUAAAGUAGGUACAGAAUCGGAUUAUGGCAAGAAAUUGUCCAUUCAGCGCGUAAAGCCUCAUGAUCAGAUACUUUACCAAACGGAAAGGUAUUCUCAAACUACUUUUGGGUAUGACAUACCAAUCAUGCAAGACGGUGAUUAUGUGAUGGUAUUAAAGUUCAGCGAAGUAUACUUUACAAAUAGUGGUUUAAAGGUAUCGUUUGUCAUAAUGAGUCGUUAUUUCUAAGUGUUGUAUUGAUUAAGUACCAUUUUUAUUUUAGGUUUUUGAUGUUCUGCUGAAUGGUCAACACAUAGUAGUACCACUGUUAGAUAUCUAUGAUAAAGUUGGAUUUGGUUCUGCUCAUGAUGAGUAUAUUGAAUUUACAGUAGAUGGCACAACACUAUAUUGGAGAGGAGAAAUAUCUGAAAUUAAAGGAAAUCUUGUCAGAGUGGAUUUUAUUAAAGUAUGCUUGUUUAAAUAUAAUAAUAUGUUAGUUAUACAAAAACUGUUUUUAAUUUAAUUUUACUUAUUCUUUUUUAAGUAUUUUCAUUGAAAAUAUUAAUUCAAUUUCAUAAUUUCACUUAUUAGGUUAGGUACCUAAUUACCUAAAAGCUAAUUAAUAAUUAAUUAUUAAAAUACAUUUUUUUAAAUUCUUACCUAUUUUUAAUAUUUGACGACUAUGCGACUACAUGAUAAAUGAUUUUGUAAUUAUUUAAAUAAUACUAUAAGUAUGUUUACUUAUCAAAAUAACAAAUUGUAUUUUUUUUUUUUGUAUAAACGAGCUUUUUAAGGCUCAUAAUAAAAUAAAUUAAUAUAAUGUUAUGUCCUUACUAAACAUACAGCUGCCAACAUAGAAAUACAUAUACAAUUUUAAUAUAUUUAUAAUUUUGUUUGAUUAUGAAAAUAUAAAAAAAACCGUCUUUGAUAUUUUUAUUUUACUUAACUAAUAUCUAUUAUUUUUGCAUUUAUUAAUAGGGUGAACGAGAUAAUCCUAAAGUUAAUGCAGUACUAGUAGCCAGAGGCAGAAUUUCUGGUAAUUUGGGACCAAGUUUAGAUAUUAUGAUAACUAAUUGAAUAUUAAUAUUAUAACUAUUAGGUGUAAUUUUGUUUAUUUUAAAUUUUAUUGUUUUUUAGAUAUACCAAGAUUACCAGAUUUGUAUUCGGAAAUUGAACCACAACCACCAGAUGAAAUUGAAGUAGAAGAAGACCAACCAGUUAAUGAAGCAGGCAAAGAACCUGUUAAAAUAGUACAGCAUAGUAGAAAUCCAAGUGGACCUAAAGCGCCAGAUCCACAAGAUGUAAAUUCUAUGAAAUUAAUGCCAAUAUUUGGAGCUCUAAUUGCAUUUCUUGGAGCACUUCUUUUACUGUGUAGACUCUAAAGAAUCUUAUAUAAAUAUUUUCUUUCUUUCUUUCUUUCUUUUUUUUACAUUACAAGACUUUUAUUAUUCAGUAUUUUAUUUUUAUUUUAAUACUGAAGAAAGACAAACAUAAAUUCCACACAACAAAAUUGUUACAGAUACAUAAAUGUUGUUACCUAAUUUGUAUAUAAAAACCAUUUUCAUAGUUUCGCUUAUUAGAAAUAUAUAAUAUAUAUUUUGUUUUGUAAAAGACAUAUUAAUUUGUAUUUCAAACGACUGAGCAAUUGAAUCUGUUAAUUAUACUUUAUUUGAAUUAUAAAACUGGGAAGUUUAUUGUAGAAUUCCAAGACUGUUUUUAUUGUAUAUACAUUAUAAAUCAAUAACAAUAAAAUCAAUUCGGUAUUUAAAUAUACAUGAAAGAUUGAAUUGUACAACUGUUUAAAAUGUAAUUUUUUAAACAGUAAUCUUGUAAUAAAGCAAUAGUUAUGCGGUUGUUAUUAAUAUGCGUGUUUGUUAUUGCACACACUUAUUUUUAAGUACAAACAGACAUUAAAUCUAUCAUAAAUCCAAUAAAUAUAUUGUAUUAAAAAUUAGUAAUAGAAUAUUUACUUGCUAUUGGUAUUUUGCAUUAUACCGAGGAAUCUUAAAUGCGGAUAUUUUGAAAAUUAUUGAAACAAUAUCAUUUUUAACAUACACAUUUAUAUAUAUGUAUAAACACACACAUACACAUACAUAUAAAAAAAAAAAUUAUAUAAUUAAUAACAUUGAACAACAUAAUAUUAAUAACAUGAAAAACAUUGUAUUAUUCCCGUCAAAAAUAAAUUAUCACAAAAGUUUUAUUUUAUAAUAGAGAAGUAAAAUAAUGACUUAGAUUUUUGACUAGAUUUUGUUGGUUUAAGUCUUAUUUAUUAGAUUAUUCUACUUGGAAUGUUAGUAUUAGAAUAACUCUCAUUUUUGCUAGGAAUGUUGAUUAAUGAUUAUAUAACAAUAGAAUCUUAUUAGUCCAUACUCCAAUGUUUGAUUAGAAAGUUAAAUAACAAAAUUGUUAAGAGUUGGCCUAAUGGUUAUUGCACUAUAACAAAUCGCGUUAGUGUAUGUAAUAUUAGUUCCGAGUUAGUGGCUCUCAGCAUACGGCGAAUCGUGCACGCUGAUGACACUAUCCGUAUCGGAAUUGGUGGAAAACGGCGUUAGUCUUGUGUAUGGGAUAGGUCUUUUUCUCGCACUACAAAAUAAUUUUCAACCGUUAUUGGACAUCUUAUUGCAGAAUUCAAAGUAUGAGGUGAAAAUGAAGUUCAAUAUUUACCAGCUUGUAAAUUUAAAAAAAAAACUGCCAAAAAAUCAAAACAUAUCAAAUCUAAAUAAAACAAAAUGAAAAUAAAAACACACACAAAUUAUAACGUAGCCAUGAUGCAUAUCAUCUGAAAGCAAAAAAAAAUGUAUAAUGUCUUGAAAUUAAAAAUCAAAGUGCAUAUAUGCCGUUUUAAAAUAUUAUAUUUUUUUUUUUUUUUUACAUGUCAUACAAAAGCAAUAAUUCAAAUGGGUGUAUGUGGUCUACUACAUGGUCCUUAUAAUACGUGAAGAUAUAUAAUAAAAAAUAAUACAUUUAAUAACAAAAAAUAAAAAUAAAAACGUACACUAUAUAAAUAUAGUUUGUAUUGUACGAUUUUGCAUUCAAAAAUUCAUUUCAUUUUAAUCCGUUUAAGAAUUAACAAUAAAGAAAUAAAAACACAGUAAAAAUUGUUUGAGAAAUUCAAAUCGUACAGGUAUUUUUAUUGUUAAGAUAAUAGUAAUUCAUAUCUACAUGGUCAUGCAUAAUCAUAAUCUACUAAGAAAAAAAACAAAUUAUAAUAACUGAAAGAAACAAUUUAAGCACAUGAGGGUGGCAAAAUAAUAAAUAGUUAAAAUAAUUUUUAGUUUUGCUAAUAUAAUAUAUUGAAUUAGCAAAAAUAACUUGGACCUUUUCAUAAAUUAAUGGCGUAUCAUUUAUAGGAUUAAAUAUAAUAUUAUAAUCAAAUACAUGAACAAUAAAUAAAUAAAAACUCGUAGAUAAAUAAGACCCAUUGUUAUAAAAUGUAAUAUUUAAAUUUGCCAUAAAUUUACAAAAAGGUAUUUUACACACACUGGACAAUAUUUAUACAAAAUACAUAAACUGAUUAUCCUGAUACCUGUGUUCCAGUCUCAUCAUCCAAAUCGUGAUUCGAGCAUAAUUUAAAAUGAGAUAGGAACAUAAUUUUACUAUUUUGUUUGAGAAUUUGAGUAAUUAAAAAUGUAACAUAUUAUCUUUUAUAAAGUUUAAAACAUUUUAUGGAAUCUUUUAACUCAAAUAUAUUUAUUUAAAAAUGAAAUUGGAGGUAUAAAACACACACUAACAUUAAAAUUUACCUUGUAAUUCGUCUUCGAUCCAAAAAGCUAGGCGACCCCCGUCGCCUAGGUAUGGAUGCAGAUCGAGACUUUGAACUACGGCUAGACACAGAACUGCUAGAGUCAUGGCUAGAACUAGAACUGCGAGAGUAAUGACUGCUUGAUGAACUACUAGUAGAACGCGAACGACUUGAACUAUAACGUCUUCUCUUUUUGUAAGACGAUGAUGAUCUACUGCUGCAGCUGCUACUAUCACUGCUUCUUUGUCUUCGAGACGAACGUUUGCGUUUGGAGGAUUUAUGCUUACGCCUGGGACUGGAUUCCUCACUUGAUGAAAUCCGAUUCUUACGUAAGCGAUCAAUUGAGCUAAUGGAAACUGAUCGAGAUGUACUUCCUUUAGUACGACGGCGUGUUAAUGGUGACUUUUUCUUUGAAUAUUUGUCAGAUGAGCGACGUUUUGAUGAUUUAUGACGGUCAAUGCUAGUGUCGCUUGCACUGCUGCUACUGCUACUAGAACGUACGCGUUUGGAUUUUUUUCUCAUAUCACUGUAAACAAAUAAAGUAACUGAAAAUAGUUAUUUAAUAAUAACGAAACAGUUUAAUUAAAAAUUAUUUAAUCAAAAAUUAACAAACCUGACACUAGAUGAGGAAUCUCUAAUACGUCUUCGUUUGACACUUUUUUUUUUUACAGGUUCCUCAGAACUUUCACUUGAACUGGAAGAAGUUCUUACUUUACGUUUUUUCUCCAUUAGUUUUUUUUUCAGAUGAAGCAAUGCUUGCUCCUGUUUUUCGUGCAAUUCAAAUACUUUUUUAAUUUUUUCUGUAGUAAUUUCUUUAAUUAUAUUUAAAUCAAUAUCACCAUCUAAUUCACCAGCUUCACUUGAGCUUGAAUUUAAAAAUAUUUUAUCUACUCGUUCGUUUGUCUUCUGAGAAUCCAAUUUUUUCAGUUGAGUUUCGUUAUUUUGUGAUGAAAUUUUUAUGUUAUUUGGACGUCCAUUAGCUUUAGUCACAACUAAACGAUCCUCACUUUGCUCACGCAAUGAAAAUGUAUAUUUAGUACCCUUAACAUUUUUUUCUUCAUUAAUUUUCGGUUGGCCUAAUUUUAUAUAUGUAGCAUUCAUAUCCUUAGGAGGUGGUGUAUAACAUGAUUUUUCACUAUCACUACCAGAAGUUAUACAAGUUAAUUUUUCAGGUUGAAUAAUUGGUUUUCUAAAUUCUCUUACAGGACUUUCAUUCCUUUUCUUUGAAUUGUAUUUUGAGUCUGCUCUAUCAGAUUUCUUAUAUUUUCCUUUACUAGAUUUACUAUCGUCACAACUUUUUUGAUGUCUAUAUGAAUAUUUAUUGGAAUCUCUUGCUCUAUCCCUAUCGCGUCCUUUAACUGGUGACUUAGUAUGUCUUGGUGAAUUUUCUUGUUUUUUAGAUUCAUGAACAAUAUCUUUAUUUUUUGAAUUUUUGUAAUUGUCGGUUUUUGAAUCUUUCCUACGGUAAUCCCCUCGAUCACUCUUAUAUUUACUUUCUAGUUCUCUCUUAUCAUUCUUAUAUGUUUUAUCAUCAUCUCUCGAGUGUUUUUUAUGAUUAUUUUCAGAUUCAUAUUUUUUUUUACUAUUUUCUAUAAUUACUUUAUUAGAUUUAUCAAAAUCACACUUUGAUUUUAUCUGUAAAGGACUCUUAUUAAUUUUUGCUUCAACAUCUCUGAAAUAAAAAUAUGAAAUUAUUUACUAUCUAUCAAUUCACCUAAUUAAAUAUAUAAAAAAAACUUUUUGUUUUGUUCGCAUCUCAAAUUAUUUUAAUUUUUUUUAUAAUGAAUUUGAAUUACAUACCUUGGACUAUCUUCAGAUGAAGAAACGUGUUUCUUUUUGUGUUUUUUUGAUUUUUUUUUAUCACUUCCCUUUUCUCUGCAAACACAAUA
Messenger RNA from Cinara cedri, 6096 nucleotides. The record is from the annotation of a GenBank genome assembly. Lineage: Eukaryota; Metazoa; Arthropoda; Insecta; Hemiptera; Aphididae.